UGAAGCAUCUAAUGGACGGGUUGGAUUCCUUGAUCACAUCACUGGACCCCACAUCUGGUCGGUACCACCAAGCUCCACUCCAUGUACGGAGACGUAUAACUUGGGACGGUAUGAACGGCCAAGAAUGGCAAUGGAUCAACAUGGGUUCGUUGCGACUAACGAAAGAAGUCAACAUAAGUCACCCCGAGAAUCCAAAGCACCCUAACUUGCUCUGUGCUCAUCUAGAAAUUUCACGGCAGCAUCGUUUCACAGAAACCAAGUUGCUUCUGAAAGCCUUGAAAGAGAGACUUCAGCUAGAAGCAGCUAUGGAAUUCUUCUGGGAGACUGCGAAGAAUGCCACCAAGAAUGCAUGGGAUCAAUACAACUACUCUAGAAGCCUCCAAGAGAAUCUUCAUGUUCUGAAAAAUGAAAUGCGGGAGUUGAGUAGCCGGGAGGCCGACAUAAAGAAUGAAUUGAAUAUAGCGAAGAUACUGUAUGGAAAGAAGCCAAAAGAAGAGGUGAAUUUAUGGCUCGAAAAUGUGGAAAAGAUUAUAAGUGAAGUUACUAAGAUAGAAGAGGAUUCUAGACAAGUAAGGAGAUAUUACUUGCUCUCGCAUUUAGCCUUGGGAAAGCUUGUUAUAAAGAAGAUUGAAGAGGUGGUGAAGCUUAAGGAGAAAGGUCAAUUUUCAGAAGGGUUACUUGCUUAUCUAUUACCUGAAAGUGGAAGUAUGCCUACGGCGAAACUCAUGGGUGGAAUGACAGCUGAAAGAAAUUUGGAACGGAUUUGGGAGUUUGUGACGGAUCAUGACGUCAGAACUAUUGGUGUCUAUGGCAUGGGGGGAGUCGGCAAGACAACCAUCAUGACCCAUGUCUAUAAUAGAAUAAUAAAGAGCUCCAUAAUAUUUGGCAUUGCUAUUUGGGUGACGGUGUCUAAUAAUUUUAAUAUUGAGAGACUGCAAAAUGACAUUGCACGAGGAAUAGGAUUGAAAUUUUCCAAUGAAGAAGAUGAAAUGAGAAAGUCAAUGAAAUUGUUUGAGGCUUUGAAGCGUAUGGAGAAGUUCGUUAUUAUUUUAGAUGAUGUGUGGAGACCAUUUCCAUUAGAAAAGGUAGGGAUUCCUGAGGGCAGUGCAUACAAAAUAAUAUUGACUACUCGUUCAAAACAUGUGUGCCGAGGCAUGAAGUGCCAUAAAAAGUUUGAAGUGGAGGUUCUUCCCAAAGAAGAAGCAUGA
Magnolia sinica is the source of this 1208-nucleotide messenger RNA. Its product is annotated as disease resistance protein SUMM2-like. The transcript is spliced from 2 exons. Lineage: Eukaryota; Viridiplantae; Streptophyta; Magnoliopsida; Magnoliales; Magnoliaceae. Gene Ontology annotation, molecular function: ADP binding. The coding region runs from base 12 to 1208 and encodes 398 amino acids. The record is from RefSeq and is a predicted model, not a curated record.